AUGGCGUCCUAUCUCCGGAAUUUGUUCGGUGGUAACAACAACUCGUCUUCACGAUCACGGUCCUCAUCAAAGGGGCAUUCUGAAGGCUCGCAAACAAAAAGCCACAGUCAUUCCCGGUCUUUAACCUCUUCUACUUCGAAACCCACUGUUGUGUACGCUACUUCUUAUACUACUUCAACUUCAUCAGCACGAAUGCCAAGUCCUUCGCGAACCCAAAGACCGUCGCCUUUGCGUUACAACACUUAUGACUCGACGCCAAUCUCUUCGAAGACACGGCCUAUGCGUCCGCUCGAGCUGCGCUCUGGAUCUGUCAGUUAUCAAUCUGGUGAUACGUUCGUUCCUUACCCAAUUUAUACUCCUGAUCUCUCGAGCAACUCGCGCACGAAUUCCAAUUCUUCGCUUUAUCCAGCAUCUUCUGUCUCUGGCCAUGGCUAUAGCUAUUCCUCUAGUAAUCCGGGCAGUCGACCACCGAUGGCUCCACGGACAUCGAGCUCCGGGAGCGUUCCUGCACGGCCUGCAUUGAAACAGACAAAUACAUGGCAUGCUGGAGAGUCACCAUCUCGUUCUCAUUCUCAUGUUUCCUUCGUAAACCCCAAACGUCGAAUUACGCUUCACAUGCACCCUCUGCUCGCCGCCUCCCAGUUUAGUCGUGCACCCAUUUGUUAUGACGUCUCUCGCCCACCGUCUCCUCAAACAAUCGUCGACCGGAGCACUCGAAGUGCUAUACCUACACAUACGCUCAACCAGCCAGCUACAGAUCCUCCUACCAUGUCCAGGCUCGUUCUUCGAAGCAGCAAGUUUCCUUGGCCUAUAGUAGUGGAUGCUGGGUGCUCUUCUCAGAAAAAGACUGUUCCCAAAUUUUACUUGGGUGGAUCGUCACCUACUAAUUCUCACUAUCCGUCCUCCACUUCCGUCUCUUGUGCUGACGUCCUCCAUGCGGUGCACAACACGCUCUCGCACGCGGCCACGCCGGAAGAGUGGGACGCGCUUGGUCGUGGAAGUCAUCCUCAACGCAAGAUUUCCCGGGCGUACGACCGAAGAUGUCGUUCUCUGGGUAGUGGAUGGGACGGAGGAAUCCGAAGGGUGGAUCGGUUAGGGGAGAAAUGCCGUCUUGUCGGUGCGGAAGUCGACAAGGACUCGUGUUCCAGCGUUGGGAAUCUAGUUUUUGGAAGAUCCUGA
This is a messenger RNA of Lentinula edodes (shiitake mushroom), 1179 nucleotides long. RefSeq lists its product as uncharacterized. The record is from RefSeq and is a predicted model, not a curated record. Lineage: Eukaryota; Fungi; Basidiomycota; Agaricomycetes; Agaricales; Omphalotaceae. The coding region runs from base 1 to 1179 and encodes 392 amino acids. The transcript is spliced from 3 exons.